UGAUGCCUAACAAGAGUGCCCAAGAAGUUCUGGAAGCGGCCGAAGUUCUACAUGGCGAAAGCAACGAUAUUCACUUUCUUGACUCCCUAUUGAAAGAUUUGAAUCAAAACGGAGUAGCGGGUGAAGCCUACAAAGAUGCAGUGGAUCUAGUGAAAGAUCUCGUCUCCAGCCCACUUGAACAAUUUGAAAUAAUUCCAUUGAUUCCUAUGAAAAUAGGAAACUUAUAUUUCUCAUUCACAAAUCCAUCUUUGUUUAUGCUACUAACUCUCAGUUUGGUCCUACUUUUGAUUUAUUUUGUUACUAAAAAGGGAGGAGGAAACUCAGUACAAGCUUGGCAAUCCUUGGUAGAGCUUAUUUAUGAUUUCGUGCUGAACCCGGUAAACGAACAAAUAGGUGGUCUUUCUAGAAAUGUUAAACAAAAGUUUUCCCCUCGCAUCUCGGUCACUUUUACUUUUUCGUUAUUUUGUAAUCCCCCGGGUAUGAUACCUUAUAGCUUCACAGUUAUAAGUCAUUUUCUCAUUACUUUGGGUCUCUCAUUUUCAAUUUUUAUUGGCAUUACUAUAGUGGGAUUUCAAAAAAAGGGGCUUCAUUUUUUAAGCUUCUUAUUACCCGCGGGAGUCCCGCUGCCAUUAGCACCUUUUUUAGUACUCCUUGAGCUAAUCCCUUAUUGUUUUCAAGCAUUAAGCUCAGGAAUACGUUUAUUUGCAUUGACCUGA
Molecule: messenger RNA, 716 nt
Organism: Solanum verrucosum
Lineage: Eukaryota; Viridiplantae; Streptophyta; Magnoliopsida; Solanales; Solanaceae
Product: ATP synthase subunit a-like
Biological process (GO): proton motive force-driven ATP synthesis
Molecular function (GO): proton transmembrane transporter activity
Source: RefSeq, a predicted model, not a curated record